UAUUGUCAAUUAUUAAAAUUAUAAUGAUUUGGUAAUAAUUUUUUUAAAAAUUCCACAAUGCUUUCCCGUUCUGUAUUAAUAUUAAGGCAAAACUCAUUGGUAGUCAAAAAAUAUUCUACCAAUGUAUCAAAUCCAAAGACUGGUAUUGUUUUGGUUAAUAUGGGAGGUCCUGAAACUAUAAACCAAGUUCAUGAUUAUUUACACAGAAUAAUGACUGAUAGAGAUAUGAUACAAUUACCAAUAGCUCAAGACUAUUUGGGACCUUGGAUAGCUAAGCGAAGAACUCCAGAAGUUCAAAAGAAGUAUCAAGAGAUUGGUGGUGGGUCACCUAUUCUAAAGUGGACAAAACUACAGGGUAAACUUUUAUGUGAUAAACUCGAUCAACAGUGCCCCGAUUCUGCUCCUCAUAAGCCCUAUGUUGCCUUUAGAUAUGUCCCGCCAUUUACAAAAGAUGCCUUUGAGGAACUUGAAAGGGACGGUGUAGAACAUGCAAUCAUAUUUUCACAAUAUCCCCAAUACAGCUGUGCUACAUCUGGUUCUAGUUUUAAUGAAAUUUAUAGAUAUUUCAAGAAUAGGGGUCUCCCAAAGGGCAUGACAAUGUCAGUUAUUGAUCGGUGGCCUAUAAAUUCCCUAUUAGCUAAAUGUUUUGCGGAUAAUAUUAAGAAAGAAUUACAACAAAUUCCUGAAGCUAAAAGAAAUGAAGCAAUUAUUUUAUUUUCUGCACAUUCUUUGCCCUUGAAGGCAGUAAAUCGUGGAGACCCUUACCCUUCAGAAGUGGGUGCUACUGUACACCAAGUAAUGAAUGAAUUAAACUUCUCUCACCGUUACCAGUUAGUAUGGCAAUCCAAAGUGGGUCCAUUGCCUUGGCUGGGACCAAUGACUGAUGAAGCUAUCAAAGGAUAUGUAAAACAAGGAAAGAAAACUUUUGUUGUAGUUCCCAUUGCAUUUGUUAAUGAACACAUCGAAACUCUUCAUGAAUUAGAUAUCGAGUAUUGUAAAGAUUUAGCUAAGGAGUUAAAUGUAGAAAUAAUUCGAAGAGUACCAGCUCCAAAUGAUCAUCCUUUGUUUAUAGAAGCUCUCUGUGAUUUAGUUACAACCCAUAUAAAAAGAAAAAUUCCAGUUUCAAAUAAAUUUUUAAAUAGGUGUCCCCAUUGUGUAAAUAAAAACUGUGCUGUAAGUAAGCAGUGGUAUUCUAGGGUAUGCUCUUUCUAAAAGUUUUUUUUUGUAUUUUCUAUUAUAUUGCACCUGCUUCUUUAUUGCUAUUUAAAAAUUGAAAUCAAUACAUUUCAAUUGUAGGUGAUUUUGGUUUCUCUUAUUAAAUAUAUCAAAAAAUCUUUU
Molecule: messenger RNA, 1338 nt
Organism: Diabrotica virgifera virgifera (western corn rootworm)
Lineage: Eukaryota; Metazoa; Arthropoda; Insecta; Coleoptera; Chrysomelidae
Product: ferrochelatase, mitochondrial
Exons: 1
Coding region: 58-1212 (384 amino acids)
Biological process (GO): heme biosynthetic process
Molecular function (GO): protoporphyrin ferrochelatase activity
Source: RefSeq, a predicted model, not a curated record